This is a messenger RNA of Sclerotinia borealis F-4128, 465 nucleotides long. NCBI's taxonomy places the organism in Eukaryota, Fungi, Ascomycota, Leotiomycetes, Helotiales, Sclerotiniaceae. The record is from the annotation of a GenBank genome assembly.
AUGGCCUCUUUCCAACCGCACUACACCUCCCUCUCCACCCACCUCCAACGCACCCAAGACACCUGGGUGCACACGCUCCUCACCCUUCCCUCCUCCACUGCCUGCAUACAAAGCAAUCUCUGGCUACACCACGACAGCCCCUGGUUCACCGGCUACAUAUGUUCCCAGGGGCAUCACGCCAUCACCGACGAACUAAUUUCCGAGGGAAAAGGCGGUUGUUAUGGAUAUAGUGAGUAUGAAGGCGGAGGACCAUUGGUGGGACCUUGGUAUCGAGCGGAUGAUUGGGAGGAGACGGGGAUUUGGGUUUAUGGGGGGGAGGACAUGCCGAGGGGGACGGUCAAUAGUGUGGAGGUGAGGGAGAGGUGGGGGGAGUUUUGUGGGAUAGGGGCGGUGGGGUGGGUGGAGAGGGAUGUUUAUAGGGUGGAGGGGGUUAGGUGGCGGACGCAGUGGGAGGGGGUUUAUUAG